Molecule: messenger RNA, 1680 nt
Organism: Panicum virgatum (switchgrass)
Lineage: Eukaryota; Viridiplantae; Streptophyta; Magnoliopsida; Poales; Poaceae
Exons: 2
Coding region: 82-1449 (455 amino acids)
Molecular function (GO): glycosyltransferase activity
Source: RefSeq, a predicted model, not a curated record
GUUUGUUUACCACAAACAUUCUACCAAUCAAGACAAACUCUCUCGCCCAAACACUGGCACUGGCACGGCCAGCCGCCAGCCAUGGCGAAGAUCGCCGCAAAAACGAACCAUGUCAUUGCCAAGACCUUGUUCUGCCUCCUCCCUCCUCUCCUGCUCGCCGUCGUCUUCUACCUCCACUUUCAAACACAGCUCAGCAUGUUCUCCCCCACCUGCCGGUGCGCCAGCCUGCCUGCCGCCGCCCCCGGCGCAGUCGUCGACCGCCUCCGCGCGUCGGCCACCUUCCUCCCGCUCAAGGACACGCGCCAGGGCGCGGAGACAUGGUUCAUCAGCACCCUCAACGCCACCGCCGAGCCGGAGGGCGAGGCGAGGAACCUCGUCUUCCCUUCGCCGGCGUCGGCCGGCCGGCUGCUCUGCCUAGCAGCCCCGUCCCGUCACGACGGCGCCAAGAACGCCUACGCGCUCGCGUGGCGCGACGCGCUGCCCCGCGGCUCGGCGCUCCUGCCGGGACUCGCGUUCGUGUCCGAGACGGCCUACGACCACACCAACAUCUGGCACGGGCUGACGUCGCUGGUCCCGUUCGCGUCGUGGCACGCGCGGAGCGGGUGCAGGGCGCGUCCGGCGAGGUGGGCGCUGUUCCACCACGGCGAGGUGAGGACGGAGAUGAGCGGGUGGCUGGCGACGCUGGCGGAGGCGGCGACGGGCGCCGCGGUCGCCAUCGAGACGUUCGACGCGCCCGGCCCGGCGUGCUUCGAGGAGGCGGUGGUGUUCCGGGCGAACGUGGCGGGCAUGAACAAGGAGCGGAUGCUCCGAGCCGCGGACUUCAUGCGGUGCAAGGCCAGGGCCUACUGCGGCGUGGACGCGUCGUCGAAAGCCGGAGGCGGCGGCGGCGGCGGCGACGCUUCCGCCCUGCGCGUCACGCUUCUGUUCCGCACGAGCGCGCGGGCGUUCAAGGACGAGGCGGCCGUGACGCGCGUGUUCGAGGAGGAGUGCAGGCGCGUGCCGGGGUGCGCCGUCGCCGCCGCGCACGCGAACAACUUGACGUUCUGCGACCAGGUGAGGUUGCUGAGCUCGACGGACGUGCUGAUCUCGGCGCACGGGGCGCAGAUGACCAACAUGCUGUUCAUGGACAGGAACAGCAGCGUCAUGGAGUUCUACCCUCUGGGGUGGAAGCAGAGGGCGGGGGGAGGCCAGUACGUGUUCCGGUGGAUGGCGGACUGGACGGGGAUGCGGCACGAGGGCUCGUGGUGGGAGCCCGUCGGCGAGCCGUGCCCCGGCAACCCCGACAUCCUAGACUGCUGGAAGGACCGGCAGAUCGGGCACAACGAGACCUACUUCGCGGAGUGGGCGGCCAGAGUCUUCGCCGCGGCCAGGGAGCGCAAGAGAGGCAAUGCCGUCGGGGAUCCGGCGGGACGGCGAUCGCCGGAAGCGACAGUAUGCAGGUGCAGUUAGUUGCGUUGCUUGCUGUGGAACGGCAUGGGCAGUGGAUAUCAGCAGGCGAAUAGGCUAAGAAAAUUUCGCGAUUUUGGAUGGCCAUAACCCAUAAUAAAAUGUCCAAUACAUGAAUUAUUGGAUAAGGUUGGUUCCCUGUAUCUAGAAGGCCAGUGUCAGUUGCAUGAGGUUCUUUCAUGUUGAAAUCUUCGCGAUUGGCUUUAGAGAGAUAAGAACAAAGUGCACCUCCCA